Messenger RNA from Cryphonectria parasitica EP155, 357 nucleotides. RefSeq names its product bola-like protein. NCBI's taxonomy places the organism in Eukaryota, Fungi, Ascomycota, Sordariomycetes, Diaporthales, Cryphonectriaceae. Bases 1 to 357 code for a protein of 118 amino acids. The transcript is spliced from 2 exons. The record is from RefSeq and is a predicted model, not a curated record.
AUGGCAGAGCCUGGCAGCCUAAGUCAAGGCUCUGGAGGUCCCGUCGAGCAUGUGAUUCGAGAAAAGAUCACGAGCCACUUUGCACCAUCACGCCUCGAGAUUUACAACGACUCCCACCUCCACAAGCAUCACAAGGCCAUGGCAGACAGCACCUCCGCAGAGACGCACUUUCGACUUGUUAUCACGUCGGGCGAGUUCCGCGGAAAACCCCAGAUCAGGAGGCAUCGCAUGGUGAACGAGCUGCUGAAAGAGGACCUCGCGCGCGAGGGCGGCAUACACGCGCUGCAGCUCAAGACCAUGACGCCUGAAGAAGACGCGAAAAAGCCGCCGCAGCAGGGAGAGGGGGGUUCUAGCUAG